Messenger RNA from Orbicella faveolata, 4014 nucleotides. RefSeq lists its product as uncharacterized. The record is from RefSeq and is a predicted model, not a curated record. Lineage: Eukaryota; Metazoa; Cnidaria; Anthozoa; Scleractinia; Merulinidae. Gene Ontology annotation, molecular function: protein binding.
CUCGUAUUUACCUUGAAGAAGUUUUAAUUAAAACGUCUGAGAUGCAAUAUUCGCCUUCUUUAUUAUUCCUCAUCCUUCUCUUAAGUGCGCAGUAAAAGUUAGAUAUCCCUCUGUAGUCGAUGAUCUCUGAACCCACUGUCGCAUUAAAAAAUAACGUGGAUCGGAUCUCCCAUGUUGAAGGGCAGUUUUUUCUUCCCAGCAGAUACGAAUGUGAAUUUUCGCAAGUUACAGAGUUUUUUUUCAGCUGUUACUUACCACUUACUACCCGUCAACUGCGUGGUGCGGUUUCUGCUCUUUACCGCGCACACCACUUCCAAGUCGACACCUCUCUAUGGAAUGUCUGUUCCGCCAUUUUACACGUCUAAUUUUAUCUGCUUUGUAUCCCUUGUCAAACUGUUAAUCUAUGAAACAUAAUCGCAAUUCAUGCAAGGAAAGCCAUUUAUCCAUAGGGUCAAAUUUUCACGCAGCAGCCAAAGUGAGAGAAAACAAGUAUUGAGACACUUGCGUAUGAAUGACGUCUUUGUCUUGUUGCUAGUCAAAGCAGUGGCGAGCGAGACAUCCCACAGGGCAGUAAAUUGAAGUUCAGCCACUUCCACCAGGAUAACUCCUCGUCGAUCUUUGAUUAGAACCAUGCCACAAACUGGAACAGCAAUCUCGAUGGCAAUGAAGUCAUUAGCGACCGUGUUUGUCGUCAUGCUUUUUGGCGCCGUGAGCUUGAGUCAGAUCACCAGUCCUUGUCCAAAGGAAUGCGUCUGCGAGGAGCAAUAUUUCUCUGAAUCACAAGGCGUCGGAGCGAAAGUAAACUGCUCCGGAAAAAAGCUGAAGCGAUUUCCCUGGCCUCUUCCACAAGUAACUACAACAUUGCUACUUCAGAAUAACAAGAUAUCCAGGCUGGAAGGAUGGCAUUUUAGGGGGAUGAUAUAUCUGAUGGUUUUGCAUCUCGAGGGAAACCGAAUAAAAAAGAUUGAAGAAACCUCCUUGGGAUAUCUCCCUUCUCUUCAUACAUUGUAUUUACAGAACAACCGCAUUGAAGAAAUGGCUUUUAGGGCAUUCAGGAAUUGUACUAGGCUUAAAACUUUGAACCUUGCAAAGAACAAGCUCAAAAGCCUUCAGUAUGCCGCAUUUGACGGUCUGGAUCAACUGGACAAAUUGAACCUUGCAAAGAACAAGCUCAAAAGCCUUCAGUAUGCCGCAUUUGACGGUCUGGAUCAACUGGACAAAUUGGACCUCAGCGGGAACUCGAUCAACACAAUAGAAGACGGUGCAUUCCUUGGUCUCUAUCGUCUGAAGACCUUAUUUCUGAAUUUUAAUCAGAUUAAAAAGAUUGGAGCGUACCUGUUUGCAGAUGUCUACUCCCUUACUACUCUGUAUCUUCAUCGUAAUAGAAUUAAUAAAAUUGAACCUUGGAGUUUCUCAGCUACCAGGAAAUUACAACAACUGUAUUUGUAUUCCAACCUACUGACGUUUAUUCCUGAUAACAUCUUUGAGGAUCUCAGAGCCCUCCGUGUCCUCCAUCUCGGUAUAAACAUGAUUACCUACAUCGCGGAUGGUGCUUUCCGAUAUCUUGGAAAUCUUAACGUGCUAUAUCUUGACUCAAAUCGCCUCACCCUUCUUAACUCAAGGACGCUCGAAGGACUCUCAAACGUCAAAGAUUUACAUCUUUACUUCAACAUAAUUUCAUAUGUUGGAAAAGGAGGAUUUGAUCAUCUAAAAAAAAUAUCAAGACUCUUAUGGGAUGUCCCAGAAGCCUAUCGCCAGACUAUGCCACCAAGUACAGCUUUAACGAGAGGGAGUGGGCUCCACUGUGACUGUAACGUGCGCUGGUUAAAGGACUGGUUACUAGAGAGAGGUCUGAAUGACAUAACAUGUGCCACCCCUACCAGGUAUCUUCAUCGUAAUAGAAUUAAUAAAAUUGAACCUUGGAGUUUCUCAGCUACCAGGAAAUUACAACAACUGUAUUUGUAUUCCAACCUACUGACGUUUAUUCCUGAUAACAUCUUUGAGGAUCUCAGAGCCCUCCGUGUCCUCCAUCUCGGUAUAAACAUGAUUACCUACAUCGCGGAUGGUGCUUUCCGAUAUCUUGGAAAUCUUAACGUGCUAUAUCUUGACUCAAAUCGCCUCACCCUUCUUAACUCAAGGACGCUCGAAGGACUCUCAAACGUCAAAGAUUUACAUCUUUACUUCAACAGAAUUUCAUAUGUUGGAAAAGGAGGAUUUGAUCAUCUAAAAAAAAUAUCAAGACUCUUAUGGGAUGUCCCAGAAGCCUAUCGCCAGACUAUGCCACCAAGUACAGCUUUAACGAGAGGGAGUGGGCUCCACUGUGACUGUAACGUGCGCUGGUUAAAGGACUGGUUACUAGAGAGAGGUCUGAAUGACAUAACAUGUGCCACCCCUACCAGGUUAGCCGGUGUCAUGGUAACGCAACUAAAGGAAAGAGACUUCGAUUGUGAGCCUCUUAAAGUAUCAGUAUAUCCCAAGAAAGUAAUGGCGCUUUUCGGGGAAAACGUCCAAAUCCAAUGCAGAACGAACAUGGGUGCCACGUAUCACUGGAUACUGAAUGGCACGAGAUUGGAAGCGGACCAAUAUCGAGUCCCUACCCCACUGGGGCAAUUUACUAUCUACGGUUUGGCCGAAGAGGACCUAGGAGAGUAUGUUUGUAUUGCUCAGAAUGAGGCUGGAAUUGGAGCUAGCCACGCGAUGGUCACCGUUGGAGCUCGUCCCCAGUUCACGAUCUAUCCCUCGCCUGUUGACGCAAGAGAGCCACAAAAGCCAGUGGUAUUCAAAUGUCGAGCCAAGGGAUCACCGACGCCUCAAAUCAAGUGGUUCAAAGACGGGUUGUUAAUACUGGGCACUCCUGAGGAGUCACGCUUCCACAUCACCAUAGAAGGUGCCCUAGUGUUCAUGGGCAAGAGGUUCCAUGUCACAAGGGAGGGAUCCCUAAUAAUUUUUGACCCUCGGGUGGAGGACGAAGGAACUUACAAGUGCACGGCCGAGAAUGAGCUUGGAAAAGUUUCCUAUGAUGUCAGUCUUUACGUCGAAAUGAAUGCUAAAUGUGUACGUGGCUGCAGAGGAGGUGGUGUUUGUACUGCAGUGAAGUACGACUGCAUCUGUACAGCAGGCUUUCACAAAGAGGGAAGUCAAUGUGUCAAAGAUAAAAAGAUCAAGACUAAGGUGACUGAAGAAACGGGUUCGGGAUCAGGUUCGGGACCUGAUAAUGGAUCGGGCUCGGGCGCGGGAUCAGGUUCGGGCAGCGAGCUUCCCACAAAGCCAACCACUCCCCGAACCAGUGGACCGGGAAUCGACGAGGAGUCUGGGAGUGGAAGUCCCACUUUGGCCACUUACGGACCCGGGGUAGAUGAAGAAGUGUCUGGUGACGACACAUCAGCGACAAAGGCCGGAAGCGGAAGUGGCGGUGGAUAUGCAGAGGGAGAAAGUGGCGAUGGUAGUUUCGAGACGUUGGGUCUAGUGAAAAGGAAAUCGCGAUCGGCAGAGGCACCGCCCAUAAAUCCAUUGGAGGCUCCUCCGUCCUGAAAACGAUGUCAACGAUUUUGUGCGAGUUCUAUCAAACUUUGUGAAGAUAAAUUCAACGUAGUUCUUGGCUCAUCUUUGCGUGACAGCGUUACUUCUCAAAGUUCUUAACCUUUUUUCCUGACGUAAGUCUGAAGAUGUCGAGAGCCCCCUCCAUUAGUUUUUAAAUUUUAAGUCGGCUUAAUUUGUUGUUGUUGAAAACAAAAACAAAACACACCAAAAAAACCUAGGAUUCACAGUUUUAACAUGCUACGUUUAAAAGUACUUCUCUUCACUGGCAAGUGUCCCUAUGCAGUCCUCCUUACCACUCUCGCUAAUUUCUUUUGUUUAUGUUUGUGGAUUAAGCGUUCCGUACAAGUUAGCGGACGCUAGGCCACGUUAGUGUCUCGACUUGGUAGUUGUUUACUUUGUAACUUAAAAAAAGUAUCAAAGGUUGACAAUGCACCAUUGUUGUUGUGUUUUAAUAAAACACCAAAUCAAAUUGCA